Messenger RNA from Dicentrarchus labrax (European seabass), 1098 nucleotides. RefSeq names its product NADH:ubiquinone oxidoreductase core subunit S7 (gene ndufs7). NCBI's taxonomy places the organism in Eukaryota, Metazoa, Chordata, Actinopteri, Moronidae. Bases 78 to 737 code for a protein of 219 amino acids. Gene Ontology annotation, biological process: aerobic respiration; electron transport coupled proton transport; mitochondrial respiratory chain complex I assembly. The record is from RefSeq and is a predicted model, not a curated record. The transcript has 8 exons. Gene Ontology annotation, molecular function: quinone binding; NADH dehydrogenase (ubiquinone) activity; 4 iron, 4 sulfur cluster binding.
CAACGUUACGGCAGCGCCCCCUGCCGCACGAGCUCACAGGCACAGGAAGCACUCUGACGUAACAAUAAUCUUCAAAGAUGGCGGCGUUGUUCGCGCCUCGCCUCGCCCUGUUUGGCUGCUUUUCAACAAGGCCCAUUUCAGUGUUUGCUGUCUCACAGAAGAGUCUGCACAGCAGUGCAAAAAGCGAGAAUGCCACCACGACUGUGGUUCCAGUCAGAGAGAAGAGCACGGCGGUGGCAGCAGCCAAACCAGCGGCUGUAGCCAGCAGCAAGGGGGAGUAUGUCAUCACUAAGCUGGACGACUUGGUCAACUGGGCGCGCAGGAGUUCUCUGUGGCCGAUGACCUUUGGCCUGGCGUGCUGCGCUGUGGAGAUGAUGCACAUGGCGGCGCCUCGUUACGACAUGGACCGCUUCGGAGUGGUGUUCAGAGCGAGUCCCCGACAGGCCGAUGUCAUGAUCGUGGCAGGAACGCUGACCAAUAAGAUGGCUCCGGCCCUGCGGAAGGUGUACGACCAGAUGCCUGAGCCCAGAUACGUCAUUUCCAUGGGAAGCUGUGCUAAUGGAGGAGGCUACUACCACUACUCCUAUGCUGUCGUCAGAGGUUGUGACCGAAUCGUACCAGUGGACAUUUACGUUCCAGGUUGUCCCCCCACUGCAGAGGCUCUCCUCUACGGGACUUUACAGCUGCAGAAGAAAAUCAAACGUGAGAAGAAGAUGAAGAUCUGGUAUCGGAAGUGAAUGUGUUAUAUGUGUGUAUCUGGUAUGUAAAUGUAUUUCUGGUUUCAUUUUGGAGCGCCGCUCCUCCUCCAUGUAGAGCUGCAGGAACUCAAUAAAAUCAUCGUAAUUUACACAUAGUGCACUGCUGCUUAUUUUAAACCGAACAGAGCAGCAGCCAGUUUUUCUGCUUCUGUAGUUCAGUAUUUAAAUAUGAAGACUGUUUCUGUAAUAUUACAAGUCUUCAUUAUAAAUAAAUAGCCAUAUGCAUCAUUUUUCUCAUUAACAAUAUCAAACUCUUAGUCGUGACCGUAAGAUAAGAGUGUCAUUCUACAUUAUCUUAAAUAUUAUUUUGAAUAAACUGAGUUCACAUGAAAAUACACAA